GACGCUCCCUCAGCUCGCGCAGAUCUGUAGCAGUGUGUCACGGUGUCACAGUUUCACCGGGGAAAGGGAUACACUCGCGUUUCACAUUAGGCGCAUUACAGCCACCGGCGAUGCCACGCUACAUUCUUAACUGAAAGACGGAAGAACUGCAAAAAUGACGGUGGAUUUUGAGGAAUGUAUUAAAGAUUCACCCCGAUUCAGGGCGAAUAUCGAUGAAGUUGAGACUGAUGUUGUGGAAAUAGAAGCCAAGUUAGAUAAGUUGGUGAAGCUAUGCAGCGGUAUGAUCGAAGCAGGUCGUGCGUACAUCAGUGCCAAUAAACUCUUCAUCAACGGCAUUCGAGACUUGUCUCACCACUGCAAAGAGGAGGAGAUGAUCUCAGAAUGUCUCGAAAAAUGUGGCGGGAGCCUUCAGGAAAUCGUCAACUAUCACAUGAUCCUGUUUGACCAGGCCCAGAGAUCCGUAAAGCAACAGUUGCACAAUUUUGUGAAGGAGGAUGUUCGAAAGUUUAAAGAGACGAAGAAGCAGUUCGAUAAGGUGCGGGAGGAUAUGGAGAUCGCCCAGGUGAAGAACGCACAGGCGCCUCGUAACAAACCGCAUGAGGUGGAGGAGGCCACCAGCGCCCUCGUCACGACCCGGAAGUGCUUCCGACACCUCGCCCUGGACUAUGUGUUGCAGAUCAAUGUUCUUCAGGCCAAAAAGAAAUUUGAAAUUUUGGAUUCGAUGCUGUCGUUCAUGCAGGCUCAGUACAGUCUCUUCCAGCAGGGCUUCAACAUCUUAGAUGAGGUCGACCCCUACAUGAAGAAGCUGGCUGCUGAGUUGGAUCAGCUGGUCAUAGAUUCAGCGAUGGAGAAGAGAGAGAUGGAGCACAAACAUGCCACCAUACAGCAAAGAACUUUGAUGCAGGAUUUUGCAUACGAUGACUCCAAAGUGGAAUUCAAUGUUGAUGCUCCUAAUGGUGUCGUGAUGGAGGGAUACCUGUUCAAGAGGGCGAGCAAUGCUUUCAAGACAUGGAACAGGCGAUGGUUUUCGAUACAGAACAGUCAAUUAGUCUAUCAGAAGCGACUAAAAGAUGCUUUGACUGUGGUUGUGGAGGACCUGCGGCUUUGCUCUGUGAAACCAUGUGAGGACAUUGAGAGAAGGUUCUGUUUUGAAGUGGUGUCACCUACAAAGAGCUGUAUGCUGCAGGCUGAAUCCGAGAAGCUCCGUCAAGCUUGGAUUCAAGCAGUUCAGGCGAGCAUCGCUUCUGCCUACAGGGAAAUUUCUGACAACUAUUAUAUUGAGCGUUUGGACAGGACAGCAUCUCCCUCCACGAGCAGUAUCGACUCUGCCAGCGAGCCGCGGGAGCGUAUUGUUAAAGGAGAGAGUAUCCUACAGCGGGUCCAGUCUCUGCCAGGAAACGAGAUCUGCUGUGACUGUGGCCAGGCCGACCCUCGCUGGGCCAGCAUCAACCUCGGCAUUCUGCUCUGCAUCGAGUGCUCUGGCAUUCACAGGAGUUUGGGAGUCCACUGCUCUAAAGUUCGCUCUUUAACACUCGACACAUGGGAGCCAGAGCUUAUGAAGUUAAUGUGUGAGCUUGGAAACACUGUAAUCAACCAGAUUUAUGAAGGUGCGUGUGAGGAGCAGGGACUUAAGAAACCUGGUCCCAACAGCUCAAGGCAGGAGAAAGAAGCGUGGAUCAAAGCGAAAUAUGUGGAGAGGAAGUUUCUGAAGAAGAUGUGUGGCUCCGAGGCCCUGGUGGAGGGGAGCAGAAAAUCACAUCACUGGAGAGUGAAGAAGUGCAGGAGACACAACAGCUCCAUCAGAGCCCCUAAAACCCGCCGGAAAUACAGACACGAUGCCGGGAUCAUGUCGCCAGCCAACCUGUCCGCUGCUGCAGCAGCUGCAAAGUUUCGGAGAGAAUCCUUGUUUUGUCCCGACGAGCUUGAUUCGCUCUUCUCUUACUUCGACACAGGCUCAGGGCCUCGCAGUCUCAGCAGUGAUAGCGGGCUUGGCGGCAGUACUGACGGCAGCACAGAUAUACUCGUUUUCGGCUCAGUGGUGGACAGCGUCACUGAGGAAGAGUGUGAGGAAUCCGAUGAGUCCAGUGGGGAGGUCGACAUCGAGCAGGAAGCAUCGGAUCCGGAGGACGGACGGGAGCUUGACCCGAAGACCCUGCUUCAUAAAGCGUCACGGGCCAGAAACCUACCAGUCAUGGCAGAGGCACUCGCACAUGGUGCAGAUGUCAACUCCGUCAAUGAGGAGGACCAAAGCAAGAGUCCAUUAAUACAAGCCGUCGCAGGGGGCUCUCUGAUCGCCUGUGAGUUCCUGCUGCAGAACGGAGCAGAUGUCAAUCAGAGGGAUGUACGAGGACGGGCACCUCUGCACCAUGCCACGUGCCUGGGUCACACGGGACAGGUGUGUUUGUUCCUGAAGCGAGGAGCCUCUCAGAUGGAGGUCGAUGAGGACGGGCAGGACCCUCUCAGUAUCGCUGUUCAGGCAGCCAACGCAGACAUCGUCACAUUAUUGCGGUUAGCCCGGAUGAAUGAGGAGAUGCGAGAAGCGGACGGACCCUUCGGACAACCAGGUCAAUACCCCAGCAGCAGUCCCACAGAGCAGCAGUACAAAAAGUGUAUUCAGGAGUUUAUCUGCCUCACGAUUGAUGAAUGCUAGGGGGCGCUGUUGAGCGCUGACAGACUGUGAGGAGAACCACCCACGUUUGUAGCCCUUAGCAGGAAUAGCUUUAGCAAGGAUCGAGUGCUAUCUUCAGCCUCCUCCCCUCCUGACCGAUUAGUUCACACGUUGUGUUCGUAUGUAUGUGGUUAACACAAAAUAUUGAAAUGGAACGCUGAGCGCUGUUUUGAAUUGUGUAUCAUUCAAAAGUGAUGUCAAACUAACCGAAUUAGUUUUCGAAUGAAUUUGAAUUCAUUAGCAAUUCAAAACAGCAUUUCACAGUGUUAUUGAGUCAUUAUGUGCAAAAUAUGACUGUGCGCACUUUUCCUACCGACAGUAUUUGUUUUGUUUUUAUUACAACUGAAUUCUUGUAAAUGUUGUUUGUUGUGUUUUUAAUUUAUGUUCCGUCCUGAGGAUUAGUGCAAUGGUAACUGGAAUACAGAAAAACUGUAUCCAUGUACAUUUUCUCGUUUAGUAAAGAACAGAAGGCGUUUACGUUUGACUAAAUAGACUUUUUUUUGUGUUUUACAUUUCAAAAACACACCAGACUCCCCUCAUAUGCUAAUAAAAACGGGUGUUUUGACCCCUUUAAGAGAUGUCAGCUAUUCAAAAUUAUUUAUAGAACUUAUAGCAACCGUCUGUUUUAUAUAUUUGUACUUGUAUUGCCAAGCUCCCAAAUGACUGUCAUGUGAUUUUUAUUUUAUUUUAAUUUAUUUUUUUAAGUGAAAUGCUUGUCUAUCGCAGUCUGUCUGUAGAAGCAGUCAGCAUCUGCAUGCGUUUACUCGCUCGCAAACCAAGGCAAAGUGCCUGUCUGCAUUAGCAAGCAUGCUCCCUUAUUUUAGCCACCUGAUUCUGUCGUUAUGUAAAAAUGCAUGUCCGCAGAAGACAUCUGCUCCGUGUUGUCCAUUUUUCGCCCACGUUUGGUUCAGAUGAUCCCAGUCGUCAGAAUCCUGUCUCCCUUUCUAAUGCCUGUAAAAAAAAAAAAAAAAUGCAUCCGAAUAUGCCUACUUCCAUACUAUAUAGUAGGUGAAAAACAGUAUGAGAGCUGAGUAGUAUGUCUGAAUUCAUAGCAUUCAUAAAACAGUUGAAAAGUACUGUGAUGACCUACUACUAGCAGCGAGAUUCUGAAGCGUGCAUCUGAUGGACACUUUACUUUCCCAUGAGGACAGCGAAGUGUCACAACUGAAGCUAUAAGUCACAUGGCAGAUGUAGUACGUCCAAAUGUCAUUCAUACUAUACAGUACAUACUUUUUUAACAGUUCAUGACGCAAGUUGCAAACCAAAUUUAGUACUACAGUGUUCGAUUUUGGAUACCGCACUUGUUUUAAGCAGUUAGCACUAUGCUAAGUAGGCUAAGCUGUUAGCUUGCCAAGUAUAGGCUAACAGAUAUAAAGAAUAUGACCAUUUUUAGCUUUAGUAAUGAAAUAUACAAAUUAAAUUAACAUUUUAAUGAUUAAGACUACAAAGGAUUUCUAAUCGGGCAAUGAAUGAAGUACCCAUAACAAAUGUUCUCAGCUAAAGGAAUAACUUUGAAGAUUAAGGGGGACAGGAUUCUGUGUGACACCGCCAUCUGUGGGUGGAUUUUUGCAAGUAAAGGUGAAAUAUGUAAAAAUAAUAAUAUUGGCGUUUCAAACCAAACACUCUCACAGUCUGCUAUUGGUCAACAAAUAAAUAGCUCCACCCCCACACGUAUGCUAUUGGUUGAGCCCCUGUUGCUAUGUCAGGCAGGUCAGAUGCUUAAACAGAGCAAUGUUUUGAUCGAUUGAUAGAGUGUUUGUUUUCCAGGGGAUUCAAUCUACAAAUGGUUUACUUAGUUUCUUCAUAUUAAGCUGACAUGAAAAAAAUAUUCAAAUAUUAAAAACAAACCUACAUACCUCACCUUUAAACAGGUAGGCUACCAAGCAAAGAACAUCUUUUCAGUGCAAAUUUGCAUCUUAAUAAAAAAUUGCUUGGAGAAAGAAAAAACGUAAUUGUACAUGUUCAGUUGUUGUUUUACAGAAACAUUCGGUGAGCUGAAAUUUAGCUUUUAAUGUCUGAAAAUAGAGACAGUGUAUAGAAUAGAUGCUCGCCAACGAGGGGCCAGUUCAGUCGUUGUGUCUGGAUGUGUUUUUAACAAAGCUGAACUGAAAAAUGCUUCUUAACUACUGUGCUGUGAAUAUGCUUUGACCUUUGAACUGUUCUCAACUGCUUGCUCUCUCUCUCUCUCUCUCUUCGUUGAGCUGUGGUUCUUGCGUUCAGACCUUUAACUCGUUUUCUCUUCCAACAUUCAGUACAAUCUGUUUUCACACUGUUAGAUGACAUUGUGUUUGGAGACAUUCUUGUAUUGUUUGUACCACAGAAAUCUUCAAAAAGAAGCUUGUCUUUUGAAACACUGACAAACAAUAAAACAGACAAAGUCUUGAGCUCGUA
Molecule: messenger RNA, 5059 nt
Organism: Cyprinus carpio (common carp)
Lineage: Eukaryota; Metazoa; Chordata; Actinopteri; Cypriniformes; Cyprinidae
Product: arf-GAP with coiled-coil, ANK repeat and PH domain-containing protein 3-like
Exons: 24
Coding region: 155-2650 (831 amino acids)
Cellular component (GO): cytoplasm
Molecular function (GO): protein binding; GTPase activator activity
Source: RefSeq, a predicted model, not a curated record